AUGACAAGAGGACUUCGAAGAUUAAAGAAUUUGAACAUUGAUGGAGAUGGUGCAGAAGUUGCUCAGGAGGAGCACGAAAAUGUGGCAGAUAAUGAGAACAAUGAAAGUUUACAGUCCCCUCCUGAUGUUGAUGGUUUAUUAGUCCGCCUGCCACACCAACCUCGAAGUCCAAUUAAGAUCAUAUUCACAGAUUUGCCAAGUGAUCCUAUAUUGCACAACAUGAGAACUCGAAGGGUUCAAGCUGCCAGCAUGGGCAUAUCAGAAUCAAGACAAAAGCAAGUCUACCUUAUUUCACUGAUAAACAAAGGCAGAGUUGUGGCCAAAGGGAAGUUAGUGACUACAGAUAGCCAAAGAGAAAUAUUAGGAGCAAAGCUUGGACCAGAAUAUUGUGGGGUUCUUGUUGAAGGCCUUGAAAAUAUUGAACUUGGCAAUAAUAUAGGUGAGGAGGUACCUAGACCAUCUAAUCAGAUUCGUACACUAAUUGAUGUUAUUGGCUAUGUUAUUCCUUGGCCAAUUACACAUGUGAAGCAAGCUAGAAGCUCAUCUUGUACCCGCAACAAGUUGGUACCUGCAGCACGUGGACAAAGCUAGAUGGCGUGGACAAAGCUAGAUGAGAAGCCUAGUAUAAUUGCAAAGUGAAUCAGUUAGAUUCUAGUAGUCACUAAAAAUUUUAAGUGAUAUUUGUAUGAUAUUGCCACUUUGGCUUUGCUUCUUUGUGAACACAAUUGGCAGUUACUGAACAUGUUUUCUAUCGAGUUAGUUAGCUUCUUGAUAUUUUGCCAAGGCCAAAAGCAAUAUUAUUGAGGCUUUAUAA
Molecule: messenger RNA, 814 nt
Organism: Zea mays
Lineage: Eukaryota; Viridiplantae; Streptophyta; Magnoliopsida; Poales; Poaceae
Exons: 5
Coding region: 1-591 (196 amino acids)
Source: RefSeq, a predicted model, not a curated record